Musa acuminata subsp. malaccensis (wild Malaysian banana) is the source of this 801-nucleotide messenger RNA. RefSeq names its product transcription factor HY5-like. Lineage: Eukaryota; Viridiplantae; Streptophyta; Magnoliopsida; Zingiberales; Musaceae. Gene Ontology annotation, molecular function: DNA-binding transcription factor activity, RNA polymerase II-specific. Gene Ontology annotation, cellular component: nucleus. The record is from RefSeq and is a predicted model, not a curated record. Gene Ontology annotation, biological process: red or far-red light signaling pathway; positive regulation of transcription by RNA polymerase II; response to far red light.
AACCGUAGAAGUGAAGCCGAGUACUCGAAGCAACCUCCUUCCUCUUCUUCUUCUUCUUCUUCUUCUUCUUCUUCUUCACCGACGACGAGGAGGAUGCUGCAGGAUCAGGCGACCAGCUCCCUUCAUUCGAGCAGCGAGAGGUCCUCUAGCCCCCCGCCUCAGAUGGAAGUCAAAGAAGGACUGGAGAGCGACGAGGAGAUCAGGAGAGUUCCGGAUUUCGGAUUCGAGCCGCCCGGCCCGUCGACCUCCGGCCGGGAGGCCACUUCGAUGGCUGGUCCGGACCGGGCCCAGUCCGCCGCCCAGCCCGUCCCGCGGCGGAGAGGAAGGCGCCCCGCCGACAAGGAGCACACUCGGCUGAAGAGGUUGCUGAGGAAUCGAGUGUCAGCUCAGCAAGCAAGGGAGAGGAAGAAAACUUACCUGAAUGAUUUGGAGGCCAAGGCGAAGGAUUUGGAGGCCAGGAACACAGAACUGGAGGAGAGGUUGUCCACGUUGCAGAAUGAGAACAACAUGCUGAGACAAAUCCUGAAAAACACUACUGUUUGUAGGAAAGGAUCUAAUAUUGGUGCCACUGAGGAAGGCAGGUAGAGAAUUGUUCUAAACACCACACUUUCUUUGGAUAUUGAGAUCUCACACCAACAAGUCUGUUGUAAUCUCAUAGUGACCCUGGUGAAAGGGUCCAUGAAAGAAAAAGAAAGACAUUUAUGAUUGAAAUGUUGUGGGUUUUUGUGUCAAGGAACAGCUUGUGUACUCUUUCCAUCUGAAUUUAAUUUGUUGGAUGAGUUUUUUAUUCUCAUCAUGAAG